Momordica charantia (bitter melon) is the source of this 1705-nucleotide messenger RNA. Its product is annotated as Protein kinase superfamily protein. Gene Ontology annotation, molecular function: protein kinase activity; ATP binding. The record is from RefSeq and is a predicted model, not a curated record. NCBI's taxonomy places the organism in Eukaryota, Viridiplantae, Streptophyta, Magnoliopsida, Cucurbitales, Cucurbitaceae. Gene Ontology annotation, biological process: protein phosphorylation.
UUGUCGGAGGGGAAUUUCGAUAGGAUUAGUGUUGAGAGUGGGAAGGAGAGGAAGAAGGGUGGGUCCGGGAGGGAUUGGUGGUGGAAACAGGAAUCCGCCAUUGAUGUUUCUGAAUCUGGGAGAGUUAAGGAUUAUGUGAUGGAAUGGAUUGGAAAUGAGAUAAAAAAAGAGAGACCCAAAAGCGAAUGGGUUGAAUCUGAAAGCUGCAUUGCUUCUUCAAGUGGGAACGUGAAGCAGAAGAAGCAGAAGAGGAGAUUGGAAUGGUGGGCCUCCCUAGAUGAAGGUAGAAUGAGGAAGAAAGAGAAGAACAGGAAGAAGCCAACGGAGUGGUGGAAGGAGGAGUUCUGUGAGGAACUUGCAAAGAAGAAGAAGGAGCUCAGUUCCAGUAGUUGCAGAGAGUUAUGGUGGCAGAGGGAUGAAGAUUCGGUAAUAGAGAGGAAGAAGAAGAAGAAGAAGAAGAAGAAGAAGAACAUCAAUAAGAACAGUAGAGGAAGUAUUGAUCGGUGGUUGGAUGGAUUGAGUGGUGAUCUUAGAAAUGGAAGAAGAAACAGCCUAGAUGGAGUAACCAGUGACAUCCCCAAGAGUGGUGGCAUCAGCAGCACCCCUAGUAUGAGAGGAACUGUUUGUUAUAUCGCCCCCGAGUACGGCGGAGGCGGGCAAAUAUCUGAGAAAUGUGAUGUCUACAGCUUUGGUGUGCUAUUAUUAGUUCUAGUGUCGGGGCGGCGACCAUUGCAGGUAAUGGCAUCGCCAAUGUCGGAGUUCGAGAGGGCGAACUUGAUCUCGUGGGCUCGACAACUCGCCCGCAAUGGGAAGCUCUUGGAUCUUGUUGAUCCAUCCAUUCAUUCCUUGGAUAAGGAACAGGCAUUCCUUUGUAUCACGAUUGCAUUGCUGUGUUUGCAGAGAUCACCAUCCAAACGCCCCACAAUGAAGGAGAUUGUGGCCGUUUUUUCAGGCGAGGCCGAGCCACCGCAUCUUCCAUUCGAGUUUUCCCCAUCGCCCCCGUCAAACUUCCUUUUCAAGUCUCAGAGGAAGGCCACAAGGUGAGUCAAAACUAGAUGUUUUUUCACCAUUUUUGAUUCAAAGUAUAAACUCUUGAAAUGAUCAGAAGAGACCGUAACAAUGUAGCCUACACUGUUACAUUUCGAAUCUACAUCGGGCAUAUUGUAGCGGUUUCCUUCAAUAAUUUCAAAAGCAAAUGGCGUUGGUUAUUCCCUUUUUCUCCUUUCCCAUGAUUAUGGUUGAUGGCGAUGAUUUUUUCAAAAAGCUCCCCACAACCACAAGUGGGUUAAAGUGAAGAAUAUGAUAUAAGCACAAAGGCGAAAGCUUUUCCUUAGCCUACAAACUUCUUCACACUGUCCUCACCCUCAAAUCAUGCCAUCACUGACUAUUCUUUACUUUAAAAGUUGACAUUUUUUUGCCCUUUUUCUCUCUGUGCUUAUAAACUAGCAUGAGUUUCAGUACAGCCUUUUCAGCAAGAAAGUGAAAGUGAAAGUGGUGGGGAAGGUCCAUUGGGUCUACCAAAUGUGUAAAAAUUCUGACCCAUUGAAUCAUAUGCUUCUGGGUUCUGUAGGGUACCCUCUGGAUUGUGGGGGUGCCCCCACAUCAAGGGAGAACCUUUGAGAAGAAUUUUUAUUAGAUGCAUUUAACUGUACGAGAGUGAUGAUGUUAUUUAUUUGAGAUGGAUAUUAAUAAGUCCAUGACCUUA